Molecule: messenger RNA, 1566 nt
Organism: Bipolaris victoriae FI3
Lineage: Eukaryota; Fungi; Ascomycota; Dothideomycetes; Pleosporales; Pleosporaceae
Exons: 4
Coding region: 1-1566 (521 amino acids)
Biological process (GO): transmembrane transport
Molecular function (GO): transmembrane transporter activity
Source: RefSeq, a predicted model, not a curated record
AUGAAGCCCCAGGACCAUCAUCCAAGCGACCGUAGAGAUGUCGUUCGCUUACCUCGGAUCACAUUUUUCGUCCUCAUCUGUGGGGUCUGCCUUGCGAAUUUCGUUGUCGCUCUCGACACCAACAUAAUCGCCACCGCACUGCCAUCCAUCACGAGUACAUUUGGCACCAUCCAGCAAGUGGGCUGGUAUGGCUCAGCCUACAUGCUAGCUAUUAGCGCAGUUCAGCCAUCAUUCGGUCGAUGUUACACUGUAUUUUCAGUCAAACCUGUCUUUUGUGUUGCGAUUGCAACAUUUGAGCUCGGAUCUGUCCUCUGCGCUGCAGCAGAUAGUUCUGCUAUGUUUAUAGCGGGGCGAGCUGUUGCAGGGGCUGGAGCAGCGGGUGUGUUUGCUGGGAGUAUGACCAUCGUUACCAGGACGGUACCUCUGGAAACACGAUCCUUCUACAUUGCCAUAGUUUCGAGUAUGUUUGGCAUUUCCUCGAUCCUAGGUCCUACUGUGGGUGGUGCUCUAACCGACGGGGUCUCUUGGAGGAUGUGUUUUUGGGUUAAUCUUCCAAUUGGAGCUAUCGUCAUCGCAACAGUGUUGAUUUUCUUUCGGAGCGAAGUAUCUCCAAUGGACGAAGAUUCUGGCACCAAAGUCACUAUCCUAGAUAGAAUCUUGGACUUGGAUAUAUUAGGUGCUCUCUUGAUAGUGGGCGGUGUUAGUGCUCUAUUUAUGGCGCUCGAAUGGGGUGGUUCUGUCUAUCCUUGGUCAGAUUCUCGCGUCUGGGGAUGCCUCCUCACCUUCUCCCUGGUUCUCUUGGCAUUUUCUGUACAGCAAUUCCUUCGGGGAGAGCGAGCUACUAUGCCUAGUAGAGUGAUAUCUCAUCGAUCGGUAUUAGCAUGCUACAUCUUUGCAUUCAUGCUCAAUGUGGGUGCUUAUGUGCACAUGUAUUAUAUGCCGAUAUAUUUCCAAGCUGUGAAGGGUAAAUCCGCAACGACAUCUGGCGUCCUGCUUGUUCCAUACCUUGUUUCCAAUAUCACCAUGUCUCUUUUUACCAGUUUACUGAUAGCGAAGGUGGGCUAUGUAUCGCCAUUUAUGAUAACUAGUGCAGCUUGUUUCACUAUUGGUUCCGGUAUUUUAUUUACUCUGAGAGUAGACACGAGCCUUGCCCAAAGCAUUGGGUACCAGAUACUAGCGGGUGGUAGUGCUGGCUUAGCAGUACAAGUACCUUUCGUCGCAGUACAGGCACUGCUGGACCCUAGCGACGCUCAGAUCGGUGUUGGCUUGGCCAUUUUUGCCAACUCGCUAGGAGGGGCCAUGUCGACAAGCAUUGCUCAGAAUAUCUUCAGUAACUCUUUGGCACGAAAUCUCGCUCAAUAUGCCCCUGGUAUCGAUCCACAACAGAUAAUAAACACUGGAGUCACGGAACUGAGACAAAAGUUCCCUGUCAAUUCAAUGGCAGGAAUAUUGGAGGCUUAUGUUUCAUCGAUUGACGAUUCUUUCAUCUUACCAAUUAGCGUUGGAGGAGUUGCUUUUCUGGCUUCUCUCUUUGUGGAAUGGAAGAGUAUCAAGCCGGCGAAGUAG